AUGCCGGUGACCGGAGAGGGCGGCGGGGGCGGGGCCUCCGCCUGGCGCGAGGAGCGGCCCGGAGCGACAGCCAGCGCGUCCAAUGGGGGGGCCGGGCCCCGGCGGCCGCCGUCCAAUGAGGGGGGGCGGGGCCGGCCGCCGCGGCGGGGGCCAAGAUGGCGUCGCGGGGGUCCGCUGCGUGAGGGGAGCGCGGGCCGGCGAGGCGGGAGGCGGCCGGCCAGCCAGCCGGCGGCCAUGAAGGGGAAGGAGCGCUCCCCGGCCAAGGCCAAGCGGUCCCGCGGGGGCGGGGAGGACUCGGCCCCCCGCGGGGAGCGCAGCAAGAAGCCGGGCGGCUCGGGCGGCAGCAACGGCAGCGGCGGGAAGGCGGAGGGCGGCGGCGGCGGCACCCGGCGGAGCCUGCACCUGGACAAGGCGAGCGGCCGCGGCGGCAGCCGCGAGUACGACGCCCCGGGGGGCGGCUCCGGCGGCCGGCUGCACGGCUACGGCUCCCCGCCCGCCAAGAACUCGUCGUCGUCGUCGUCGGGGGCGGGCGGCGAGGCCCGCGGCGGCUCCCGGGCGGGCGGCGAGGCCCGCUCGUCGGGCUCCUCGGGCCCGGCGUCCACGGCGGCCGGCGAGGGCGGCGAGUACAAGACGCUGAAGAUCAGCGAGCUGGGCUCGCAGCUGAGCGACGAGGCGGUGGAGGACGGGCUCUUCCACGAGUUCAAGCGCUUCGGGGACGUGAGCGUCAAGAUCAGCCGGCUGCCGGGAGGCGGCGGCGGCGGCGGCGGCGGCGCGGGGGACGAGCGGGUGGCCUUCGUUAAUUUCAGGCGGCCGGAGGACGCGCGGGCGGCCAAGCACGCCCGGGGCCGGCUGGUCCUGUACGACCGGCCGCUGAAGAUCGAGGCCGUCUACGUCAGCCGCCGGCGGAGCCGCUCGCCGCUCGACAAAGAGCCCUACCCGGCCGCCGCCGGCGUGGUCGGGGUGGCGGCCGGCGGGCACCGGCAUCCCCCCGGCGGGGGGGGCGGCGGGCAGCGCGCCCUGUCCCCCGGCGGCGCCGCCCUGGGCUACCGGGACUACCGGCUGCAGCAGCUGGCCCUGGGCCGCCUGCCGCCGCCGCCGCCGCCGCCCCUGCCGCGGGAGCUGGAGCGGGAGCGGGACUACCCCUUCUACGAGCGGGUGCGGCCCGCCUACGGGCUGGAGCCCCGCGUCGGGGCCGGCGCCGGGGCCGCCCCCUUCCGCGAGGUGGACGAGAUCUCGCCCGAGGACGACCAGCGGGCCAACCGGACGCUCUUCCUGGGCAACCUGGACAUCACCGUGACGGAGAGCGACCUGCGGCGGGCCUUCGACCGCUUCGGGGUCAUCACCGAGGUGGACAUCAAGCGGCCCUCGCGGGGCCAGACCAGCACUUACGGCUUCCUCAAGUUCGAGAACCUGGACAUGUCCCACCGGGCCAAGCUGGCCAUGUCCGGCAAGGUCAUCAUCCGCAACCCCAUCAAGAUCGGCUACGGCAAGGCCACCCCCACCACCCGCCUCUGGGUGGGCGGCCUGGGGCCCUGGGUGCCCCUGGCCGCCCUGGCCCGCGAGUUCGACCGCUUCGGCACCAUCCGCACCAUCGACUACCGCAAGGGCGACAGCUGGGCCUACAUCCAGUACGAGAGCCUGGACGCCGCCCAGGCCGCCUGCACCCACAUGCGCGGCUUCCCCCUGGGCGGGCCCGACCGGCGGCUGCGGGUGGACUUCGCCGACACCGAGCACCGCUACCAGCAGCAGUACCUGCAGCCGCUGCCCCUGCCCCACUACGAGCUGGUGGCCGACGCCUUCGGCCACCGGGCCCCCGACCCGCUGCGGGGGACCCGGGACCGGACCCCGCCCCUGCUCUACCGCGACCGGGAGAGGGACCUCUACCCCGACGCGGACUGGGCGCCGCCGCCGCCCCCCGUCCGCGAGCGCGGCGCCCGGGCCGCCGUGGCCGCGGCGCCCGCCUACGAGACGCUGGACAGCCUGGAGCGCCGGCGGGACGGCUGGUCCCUGGAGCGGGACCGGGGCGAGCGGGACCCGCCCGGCGGCCGCGACCCGCCCCGCAAGCGGCGCCCGCCCGAGGAGGGCGGCGGGCGCCACGGGGACCGCUCGCCGGAGAGCGAGCGCUCGCGCAAGCGGCACUGCGCCGCCUCGCCGGACCGCAGCCCCGAGCCCGGCGGGGCCCGGGACCGCUACAACAGCGACCCCGACCGCUCCUCCCGCCUCCUGCUCCUGGACCGCCCGUCCCCCGUCCGGGACCGGAGGGGGAGCCUGGAGCGGGGCCAGGGGGACAAGCGGGACCGCAAGAACUCCGCGUCGGUGGAGCGGGAGAGGAAGCACCGCCCGGCCGCCCCCGCCGAGGGCAAGAGCCCGCUGAAAAAGGACGACCGGGCCGACGGCGGGAGCGGGCCCGGCGCCGGCGGCGGGGCCCGGCUCAAGUCCCCGCCCCAAAAGCAGGACGGCGGCGCGGCCGCGCCGGCCACCGCGGCCCCCAAGCUCUGCCUGGCCUGGCAGGGGAUGCUCCUGCUGAAGAACAGCAACUUCCCUUCCAACAUGCACCUGCUGCAGGGCGACCUCCACGUCGCCAGCAGCCUCCUGGUGGAGGGCUCCACCGGGGGCAAGGUGGCCCAGCUCAAGAUCACGCAGCGCCUCCGCCUGGACCAGCCCAAGUUGGACGAAGUCAACCGGCGCAUCAAGGUGGCCGGGCCCAACGGCUACGCCAUCCUCCUGGCGGUGCCCGGCAGCGCGGAGAGCCGCUCCGCGGCCGCCUCCGCGGCCGAGGCCGCCACGUCUACCCAGCGGCCGCUCAGGAACCUGGUGUCCUACUUAAAGCAAAAGCAGGCGGCCGGGGUCAUCAGCCUCCCGGUCGGGGGGGGCGGCAAAGACAAGGAGAAUUCCGGGGUUCUCCACGCCUUCCCCCCCUGUGAGUUCUCCCAGCAGUUCCUCGACUCCCCCGCCAAGGCCCUGGCCAAAUCCGAAGAAGAUUACCUGGUCAUGAUCAUUGUCCGGGGUGCGUCCUAAAAGUCCGUGUGUAACUUUUCGCCUUUCCUACUUGACAUGGUUCCGAACGUGUGAUGUGUGAUGGGAUGCAGCAUCAGACGCGGCUUUUUUUUUUUUUAAAGAGAAUUAGGUUUUUAUUUGUAGCUAUUCCCCUUUUUACAUUUCUAUAAACCACUUAAAAAGUAGAAGCCGGAAGAAGUUAGUCGGUAGCGUGAGGAAAGGGGCUCUUCCCGGGGUCAGCGGGAAGAUGGACCUACUUUAACCGAAAGUUCCCUCCUCUGAUUUCUACCUUUUUGUUGUUGUUGUUGUUCUUUUUCCUUCCCCUUCCCUCCCCCCCCCUUUUUUUUUUUUUAAAAAAAAAACCUCAUAGAGAUCCUCCGAGUUACAGACCGAAAUUUUUGAAAAGUCACAAUUUAAAAAAAAGGAAAAAAAAAAAAAAAAAGCACCCUUUGGCAGGAGAACCGCGUGUACCCGAAAAUGUCUCCGACUGACAAGCUUUUCAGAUAACGGGGCAGAGCGUUCCCCAGUCGGAAGCGUGAUUCCCUUUCCGUUUGGACCAGGAGUGGGUCGGGACUCGGCAUGCGGGGGGUAAGGCGGUCCGCCGAAUUGGGUAUCUGGAGUACCUUCUACAAAAUUUCCUGCCCAGAAACCUAGUCCUUACCAGGUGCGUCGCUCUGUCAUCUAUUCAUGACUUCUGUAUCCCAUAUCUGCACUCUUGGUUUGUAGCAGUAACUGUUCAGUAAAUAUCGAGGACUUUGUUACAAACCACGUAUGUUUUGUGCUUACUCUAGUACGCAAGAAACAAGUAGGUGCUUUAGGAAAACUCAGUAGUCGGUAUAGGUGUAUUUGUUUUUUGUUUUUUUUUAAACUGACUUUUCAAAGAGGUGUUAACAGGUAAAGCGUCUACUUCAAAAAUAAGUGUUCCUCAAAAGAUGGGUUUUAAUUUUGUGGCCGUUUAAAGUUCUCACUUCGGUAACGGGAAGAGAAACAGUCGUCUGCAGGCUUUGGUUCACUGGCACUGAUGAGCAUGAUCUGAUUUGCAGUAUUUUUGGAAUGUGGUCAGAAAAUGCCGAGAAGUGCUUUUUGGGUUUCUCUCUGUGUUUUUUUUUUUUCUUUUCCCAAACUGGGGCAGAGGGGACAAAUUACGUUACAUAUUGAAAUUUCCAGGGUCGUCGCUCCCGGCGACCCGACACGUACCAGAAAAAGAACGACGUCACUGCCCACAACGUGACCGCUUUGUAUGGUUUUUAUCCAGGGAGCUUCCGGGGUGUAAACUUCAGAUAUUUCGGUUUUACCCGCCCCUCGAAAGUGAGCUCUUCUUCUUUUGUUUCCAGGAGCACCUUCGCUGCUUGUAGAACCUGCAGCUUAUCCCUGAUUUUGAUUCUCUCCGCCCCCUCGCCCUCCGCCUCCCCCCCCCCCCCAAAAAAUAAUUCAGUCACCAGUCCCACUUCAGUGGGGUGAAACUCGGCUAAAGGCCUCGGUUUUCAGCUGUAGCGAGAAAGCCUAAGGACCCUCUUGAUGUGGUCCUGGCUUUUGUCUGGGAAAGAAAUGGACGUUGAAAGCCUGCCAGAUCUUCAGCUGUGCCUCUUUCCGUUUGCAGUGAGAAAUCUGAAAGUUUUGAGAGAGCACCAAUAAUAACCCAAGGGAAGCGUCAUCCGUUAAACUCAUCGUUAACUUUUCAAAGAGUGUAUUAUCAUUAUUAUUUUCUUUUUGGUAAAUUUUCCAUCAUGGCAGGUGUCUAUUACGCAUGUCGGCAUGAGCCUCACCACUGCUCUGGCAUCACCCUUUUUGGUUGUCGGUUCUCAUUGUGCGUGGGUAAACUGUGGGGCGUAGUCUUUUUCAUGUUAUUUGAAACUUGUAUUUUCUACGAAAAUGCCCUCCCCCUCCCCCCCCCCCAUCCCCAAUCUUUAACGGCCAUUUUCGGGAGGAAGAAAGCGCCGGGCUCCGGAUUGCGGCGGGCAGUCCUCGACCUGGCGGAUAACCUCAAAUUAAAAGCAUUAAGCUUGUUUUUAUGCUUAAUGCAUUCCCCAAAAAGCAGUGCUUGGCAUUCAAAUAUGCAGUAGACACCUGUUCAGAUUCAGGACCCAAAUGUACGUAAUGCAUACAUGGGUCAGAGUACAGUUUGUGCCAUGAUACUUUUUUUUUUCCCCUCUUUCCAACUAAAGUCUCACUAACCAUUAACUAAAAGAGAUCCUCUUUGAACCGGAACCAAAACAAAAAGGGGCGGGGGGGGCAGAUGGGCAAGUAUCCUCUGUAUUUUGGUUUUUUCAGGCUGUCAUUCAAGUCAUCUCUCUGUUCACCCGGUGGCUACCUGGAGCGGGCAGCACUGUGCUUUUACUCCAUGUUUGCUGAACACUUAUAUGAGGUCACUGCUUUUUGUUAGACUUGUCUAAUUUGUGGUUACCGCUCUGUCCCCAAGAUAAAGCUUGAAUAUGAAGCUUUGGCGUACGUAAGGUACCACCGGAUUAGGUUGGGUAUAACCCCGAACUCCAGAGAGCCACCGAUUCAGAUAUAGUUCUUUGUUGCCCGUCGCUCCGAACAGGUGCACAGUGUCAGCGACCGCUUUCCUGAGACCUUUCGAAGGGGGACGAGAAACUGUCGAAAACCUGGUACCGUUCCCGGGUAGAGGCCUCGGUCACAAUUUGAGAGCCCCGUCGUUGGCUUUUCUGGCUACCGAAUUUCAGUCCUAAGGUUGGCGUGUGAGGUUUUAUUUCUACUUUUUCCCGGUUUCAGUCCGUUGAAAGCCAGUGUCUUUUCUCUAAAUCGUUUCGCGUCAAUGGGAAAGUAUCAAGCUGAUGGAGGCCUUUGUCUCAAAAUCCUCAAUAUUAGGGACCGGUUGGCCACUCGGAUCUCCCGGUUGCUAGCCAGAACACCGUCGGUGGCCUCUCUUUCUUUAAAACUGUGGUUUGGGGUGCCAGCAAAGGUCUUUCUAAUGCAGUGGCAAUUCCCUUGGGUUAUUGCAGAUUUACCUGCUCCUCUUUGGUUUCAGACCUUUCCCCCCCAAACGCCUCGCCUUCCCUAAGGGACGACGGCUUGGCCCGGUGACCGUGGCGUGCUCAGUCUUUGAGGGAUUGAGAUCCCUGUGGCGGUUCCCUCCACACCGAUCACUUCACCUCUGAGGGCCAAUUGAGGUUUCCUUGCCUUGUCGCAGCUUCAGGCCACUUGCGGCUUUAGCUUCGAAGCAGGGGGUCGGUUGAUUGGGGUUUCCUCGAAGUCACCGGAACGACCGCAGUUAAACGCGUGAGCGGGGCCAAAGGGGAAAAACCUUCCCUGGCAGCCACCCACCCAAAUGGAAGCGGGCCAAUAAUCUCGGGAGAAGGGUUCUGAAGACUUGGGGCAAAAGGAAAGGAUUUCCGAGGGGAAAUGUGGGUGAAUUUUUCUUCUGGGGGGAAGAGGGGGAAUAUCCUUUCCAUCCCCACUGCCACGCACGGUGUUGAGAUGGCCCCUUAUGGGGUAGAACUGAAAAGAACGACUGGGCUGUUAAACUUGACUUCUCCCUUCCUCCAUUAUCAUGGGAUUCCCUAAGGGAGAGGGAAGCCGGUCAUAAAGGUAGCCACAAUGAACUGUUAAGCUGGACAUUGUGUCUUUAUGUAGUACUCGAGCUGAGGGGAGAGACCUUAAUGUCUUGAAACCUUCCUUGGAUAAUUAACAAUUCCAGGCAUGACACUGGUACAUGCGAUUUUUUUGUUUUGUUUUCCCUCCCGUGGUAACGUGGCCUGAAUUGGGUUUUAAAAUGUACUUGUAUAUCUUGACCCUUUUUCCACAAACCGGAACCGGAUGCGAGUCUCCACGUAAAACCGCAAGGUCAGAAAAGUGGGGCCGACAGCAUCCGACUAUAUAUUUUUUGUUUUUUGUUACUUUUUUAAAAAUUCCACUCUUUAAAGUUUCCUUCGGGAAAUAUCCAAGAGAAAUCAAAUGAGCGGUUGGAAAUUUUCAGUUGAGUUUUCUCAUGGAUGUUUCUCUUCUCAAUUAGAGCGUAAAAGGAUGUUUUCGAUCCUAUCACCCCGGUUUACCUUUAGUCUAAGAAAAAAAGACCUAAAACACUCAGUUGCACUACUCGUCGUGUGUCUAUAUACAUAGAGUGAACUCAUUUCAAGGUUUGUUCCCAUGGGUAUAUUAUUGGUGCUUUUUGAAGUCCAGACUGUCUAGAAAGGCCUUGUAGCUGAUGUUUAUAUGCAUAAUGUAAGGGGGGGAAAAGAAUGUUGUAAAGCGUUGGUUCUGAAUAACGUUUUCUCCCCCUCCCCACCCCCAACAAGCCAAACUGGUGGACUGCGGAUGAAGAUAAUGGAAUUCUAAGCUCUAAUGGACCUUUUCGAAGAGAAGUGUGGCUAAUAUGGAGUUUACAUGGGCCUCUUGAUGGAAGAAAGCUUAUCUGUUUAGUAUUUGUGCAUUUUACUAAAAUGGCAGCUUAAAGUUGUGUAUCUGCUAUUGUGAUGCCAAUGCCCGUGUUUAAGUGGAAAAAAAAAAAUGACCUCUUUGCUUUGUGCUGUGUACACAAGAUUUCUGGAAAAAGUAAAGGAAAACCCUUUUUAAGGCUCACACAGCUUAAAAGUAGCUGUCACUCAGAACGUGCGCUCACAGUUGAGCUGAUUUUGUUUCAUUCUAAAUAAAUUGUUUCUUUUGAGGAAAAUGUU
Ornithorhynchus anatinus (platypus) is the source of this 7631-nucleotide messenger RNA. RefSeq names its product RNA binding motif protein 15 (gene RBM15). Gene Ontology annotation, cellular component: nucleus. Gene Ontology annotation, molecular function: mRNA binding. The record is from RefSeq and is a predicted model, not a curated record. Gene Ontology annotation, biological process: regulation of alternative mRNA splicing, via spliceosome. Lineage: Eukaryota; Metazoa; Chordata; Mammalia; Monotremata; Ornithorhynchidae.